CGUCUGUAACCUUGCUCUCUAUAUAAAGACGCGCCGUUUCAUCAAUCUAUGCAGAUUUGCUGAGAGAAAGCGAACCAUUGCGAAGCAGAUAGCAGAAAAAAAAAAAUGAAAGUGAUACUUGGUGUUGUUCUGAUGUUUGUGGUUACACAUGGUUUAGAUCAGCUAAUUAGGGGUUACGAAAAAAGUGUACAACAAAAUGAAUUAGUAGCUGCUAUUCCUGUAUUGGCUAAGUCAUACAAAAUAUCGUUUGAUUUAAAACCCAAGUCGUACUCAUAUGGUCUUCAUAAUGUUAUUCAAUUCACCGUUGGUCAUUAUAUGAGUAAAUAUAGAAAUAGCACUCCGGCACUUUCGUUUCAAGAGGAUAAACAUAACCGUACAGAAUUUCGGAUUGUUACAUCUAUAAAUGAAAAUCCUAACAGACAAGUAUAUAUCGAUGAACUUCCACUCAAUGAAUGGACCAAAGUUGUUAUUAUUCAACAACGUAUAAAAAACAACAAAUAUGUUUUCACAAUCGAUCUAAAUGGAACAAAUGUACUUAAUGAAGAGAACAAUAAACCGCAAAAAUUUUACAAUGUCAAAGUUUUUGUUUCAGAUCCUUUGCAUCUAUCUCAUAAUGGGUUAAUACGAAAUCUAAAUCUUGAAAAUGGGGAACCAGGUAAAUCAUUAGCGAAAGCUCUAGAGACAAGAGACAAUGUGGAUAAUUAUGACGUAGUGAAACUGAAAAAAAAUAACUUGGUUGCGAGUUUGUCAAGUUUAGAAAAAUCAUUUGAUAUUAGUUUCGACUUAAAACUUAACAGCUUUUCAGAUGGAUAUAGAAGUGUCAUUCAUUUGACAAUGGGAGAAAAUGAUUUAAUAUACGGUGAUCGAGUUCCUGGCGUUUGGAUUUUUAAUAAAAAGUUACACGUUGUUUUUAUACCUUAUCGUAAUUUUGAAUCUGAGCCACUUUCACUAAACAAGUGGAUAAAUGUUCAAAUAAAUCAAACUGUUGAAUCAGAGAAAGCUUAUUUUAAAGUAUAUAUUAAUCACAAAAAAGUAUAUGAAGGACAAAACUAUUUGGCACGAAGAUUUGCUAAUAUCGACGUAUACGCUGGAGAUCCAUGGUAUGACUCCCAGGAUGGCUUCAUCAAAAACUUCGAAGUCUGGAAUCGCGUUCAGAAUGUUGAAUCGAAAAAAAGUUUGAAAAAGGACGCCAAACGAAAAAAGGCGUUUGGAUACAAACUUUAAAUUGUUACAACGACUUUAUUUCUGUUUCGAAUAUGUAUUUUUUAUUUAAAAAUAUAUCUUUCAAAUCGUA
Hydra vulgaris (swiftwater hydra) is the source of this 1294-nucleotide messenger RNA. RefSeq lists its product as uncharacterized. The record is from RefSeq and is a predicted model, not a curated record. NCBI's taxonomy places the organism in Eukaryota, Metazoa, Cnidaria, Hydrozoa, Anthoathecata, Hydridae.